AUGACUGCAACACGAGGUCUCUCAGUACUGAGUGUUGAUAUGCGUGCGAUGGACAACAAGAAAGCGCACAACACCAGCAGGUACAAGAACACCAGUCUCAUUGUGCGCAGGAAUAAAGAAUUCAUCCUCAUCAUCAGGUUUGACCGACCCUUCAAUAACCAGCAGGAAAAUGUGCAGAUAGAGUUCAUGAUUGGCAGUUCACCUGAUGAAAAUAGGGGCACCUACAUCGCUGUGUUCAUCGGAAAAGAGAAACGUGAUGGGCGCUGGAAUGGUCGCGUGAUUGGCACGCAAGGUAAUGAUGUGACAGUGGGCAUAACACCUGACGCCAGCUGCAUCAUUGGCCGCUUCCGCACCUUUGUAACAGUAGUGACUGAUUUUGGAAAACAGCGCACUCAGAGGAACCCCGACACUGAUUUCUAUGUGCUGUUCAAUCCUUGGGACCCUGCGGAUCUGGUGUAUGUGUCCAGAGAUACCGACAGACAGGAGUAUGUGUUGAAUGAUGUGGGGAUCAUCUACAAUGGAGAAUUCAACAACAUAACCUCCCGUUCAUGGAACUACGGCCAGUUUGAAGAGGGGGUUCUGGAUGCCUGUCUUUUGGUUCUGGAUGCUGGGAAAGUACCUCUGCUGUACCGUGGAAAUGCCAUUGAAUUAGUUCGGCUGGGAUCAGCCCUGAUGAACUCCCAAGACGACAAUGGUGUCCUGGUUGGCAACUGGAGUAGUGAUUACUCCAUUGGCACAGCACCCACUGCCUGGACAGGAAGUCCUGAAAUCCUGCUCAAAUAUGCCAAAGACGGUGGUUUGCCUGUGUGCUUUGCUCAGUGCUGGGUGUUUGCCGGUGUGCUGAACACUUUUUUGCGCUGUCUUGGGAUCCCCGCACGAGUUGUCACCAAUUUCGCCUCUGCUCACGACAACACGGGCAACCUGAAGACAGACAUUAUACUGGAUGAAAAUGGGGGAAUGAACAGAAGCCGAACGAGAGAUUCAAUCUGGAACUACCACAGCUGGAAUGAGGUGUACAUGAGGAGGCCUGAUCUGCCUGAAAAAUACUCUGGCUGGCAGGUGGUCGACAGCACCCCUCAGGAGACCAGUGAUGGUCUUUAUCGAUGUGGCCCAACGUCUGUCAAUGCCAUCAAAGAUGGAGAGCUCAGCUAUCCAUUUGAUGCAAGGUUUGUCUUUGCAGAGCUGAACAGUGAUUUGAUUUACUAUCAGUCUGAUAAGUACGGAAACACAAAGAUCAUCCAAGUGGACACCACGUAUGUUGGAAAGCUCCUUAUCACCAAAAGGGUGAACAGUAACGCCUAUGAUGACAUCACUUCUACCUACAAAUACCCAGAAGGCAGUGACAAGGAUAGGCAGGCCAUGCAGAUGGCAGAGCAUCGUGGCAUUGCUCCCAGGGAUUAUAUUCCACUCGCUGAAACAGGUGUGCACAUCGAGCUCCAGGCCGACACCAUCAAAAUGGGUGAAAACUUCAAGCUGACGCUCAACAUUAAGAACCAGACCAGCCAAAAAUGCACCAUCAGUGCCACUAUCACUGGCUGUGUGGUGUACUACACCGGCGUCACCAGCUCGAUCUUUAAGCUUGAAAGCAAAGCUGCAUCUGUGGAUCCCUGGAAAACCACGAAAGUGAUGAUCGAUGUCAAAGCUUCGGAGUACAUGCCCUACCUGUUGGAACAGUACAACCUGCUUUUUGUGGUGUAUGGACGCAUUCAGGAAACCGGCAUGGCCCUUACGACAAUGAGAGUUGUCGCCCUCCGUCCUCCUGAACUCACAAUUAAGGUGACUGGAACACCCCGGGUCGGCAAGGAUUUCAUGGUCACCGUGUCUUUCCGAAAUCCCUUUAACUUCAUCCUGAAAAACGUUCAGCUGCGCCUAGAAAGCCCUGGUCUGAUUUUGACCAAAUUGAAAACAUACGAUCAGAUCGCACCUGGUGGCACACUGCAACAUACAGACACGAUCACCCCUCAGUACCCUGGGAAGAAGGUGCUGAUGGCGUGUCUGGACUGCGCUACAGUGAGGCAGGUCACCAAUCAGCUGGAAAUCUUUGUGCAUCAGAUCGCACCUGGUGGCACACUGCAACAUACAGACACGAUCACCCCUCAGUACCCUGGGAAGAAGGUGCUGAUGGCGUGUCUGGACUGCGCUACAGUGAGGCAGGUCACCAAUCAGCUGGAAAUCUUUGUGCAGUAA
This is a messenger RNA of Sinocyclocheilus grahami, 2187 nucleotides long. RefSeq names its product coagulation factor XIII A chain-like. The coding region runs from base 1 to 2187 and encodes 728 amino acids. The transcript is spliced from 15 exons. Gene Ontology annotation, molecular function: protein-glutamine gamma-glutamyltransferase activity. Lineage: Eukaryota; Metazoa; Chordata; Actinopteri; Cypriniformes; Cyprinidae. Gene Ontology annotation, biological process: blood coagulation, fibrin clot formation; peptide cross-linking. The record is from RefSeq and is a predicted model, not a curated record.